ACGUGAGCAGAUCAUGACCACCAACGUAUGGCUCAAUCAGGAAUGGACCGAUUACCGUUUAGCUUGGGAACCUUCAGAGUAUGACGGCAUCAAAAAAUUAAGGAUACCCGCUAAAAAGGUCUGGCUUCCAGACAUCGUGCUCUACAACAACGCCGAUGGCACCUAUGAAGUUUCCGUGUACACAAAUGUCAUUGUAAAGAAUAAUGGAAGCAUCUUCUGGCUGCCUCCCGCCAUCUACAAGAGCGCGUGCAAGAUCGAAGUGAAGCAUUUCCCUUUCGACCAGCAAAACUGCACAUUAAAGUUCCGGUCGUGGACUUAUGACCACUCGGAAAUCGACAUGGUCCUGAAAACUGACACAGCCAGCAUGGAUGACUUCACACCUAGUGGCGAAUGGGACAUUGUGGCUCUCCCAGGGCGGCGAACUGAAAACCCCUUAGAUGCUAACUAUGUGGACGUGACUUAUGAUUUCAUCAUUAGGCGGAAGCCCCUUUUCUACACCAUCAACCUCAUCAUACCUUGUGUGCUGAUCACGUCGUUGGCGAUCCUGGUCUUCUACUUGCCGUCGGACUGCGGAGAAAAGAUGACGCUGUGCAUCUCGGUCUUGCUUGCGUUGACCGUGUUCUUGCUUCUGCUUUCAAAAAUCGUCCCCCCAACAUCUCUCGACGUCCCACUGAUCGGAAAGUACCUGAUGUUUACGAUGGUCCUGGUGACCUUCUCCAUCGUGACCAGCGUCUGUGUGCUGAACGUCCACCAUAGAUCUCCCAGUACUCACGCGAUGCCGCCCUGGGUGAAGGUGGUCUUCCUGGAGAGGCUUCCGCGCUACCUGUUCAUGAGACGCCCGGAGAACCACUCGGCGAAGCAAAGGUUGCGCAACCAGAAGCGAAGUAAAUCAGAAGCGCUUUCCACUGACUCUUCCAAUGCGUACAAAGGAUCCACCUACUUUGUGAACAUGGCCUCGGCCAAAAAGUAUGACCUAAAGCUGACGGAUAACCAGGAUCACGUCGGGAGCCAUCAAGACGUGAGGCUACGAGGAUCAGCAAAGUUUUCCCCUGAAGUCCAGGAAGCCAUUGAUGGAGUCAGUUUCAUCGCAGACCACAUGCGAAGUGAGGACAGCAACGAGAGUGUCAUUGAAGAUUGGAAAUACGUAGCCAUGGUCGUGGACAGGCUGUUUCUCUGGAUUUUUAUCUUAGUUUGUGUGGUAGGGACAGUUGGGUUGUUUUUGCAACCCGUGUUUCAAAACCACGGAGCCACCCUGAGUCCUUAAGCGGGCUGGAUGUGACCCUCGAAGCUGGGCCAGGCUUGGCUACGACGAGAUCCGCAGGCAUCGUUCCAAAGUCCAGCCAUGUACUCAGAUUCUUCUUUAGGAGAGAAAACAAGCAAGCAAACAAGCAAGCGAGCAAACACAUACUGAAAGAAAUGAAUGGGGGCGGGGGGAUAAGACAAAAGUAUCAUUACUCUAUUCAAUUCAAUUGAAUUCAAUUCAAUUCUUCAACAUUGGCUUAGAGAUCUCCAUAUCCCAGAGGCUUAGGGUGACCGAGGAAGGGCUGGCAAGAGAAAACAGCAAAAAAAUAACAACCAACCAAGUAAAUGUACCAUAAAUUUACCGACCAUCUCUUUGACCCAACUCACCGAAAUGCCUGCCAGAUUCUGGUUUUAUGUGACCACCAGGUAAGGGUCAGGUUAGGGCUUUGGUGAAUCUCCAGCGUAUGGCAGCUCCAUUUCUGGAGCAGCAUGAUUAAAUCCAUAUUCUUCCCCCCUGGGAAUUGUUAACUAGCUGAAUUGCUUGGUCGGUCGGUUCAUAUUUCAGCAAAAUAGACAUGUAUGUAUAUUUAUAUGAUAUCUUUCUUAAAUUGGAUAAACUCCUCAGCUAGAGCGGGUGGGUAGAAGUCUAGAACUGGCCCAGUCUAAAGGCGGAUCACGCCAGAAAAAAAACACAGUCAUUUUCUUUUGAGUUCUAAAAUUAUUUUAUUUUUAAGGUAAGGAAAGAUGAACUGCCCUGGUCAGAGGAACUCUUGAGCGUUCAGUGGGAGUCAGGAAAGAUUAGUGUGCCAGGCAUGGUAGUAGAAAGAGACUAUGCACAAAUAUAUAUAUAGUAGGAGCCACGUA
Pogona vitticeps (central bearded dragon) is the source of this 2106-nucleotide messenger RNA. The record is from RefSeq and is a predicted model, not a curated record. NCBI's taxonomy places the organism in Eukaryota, Metazoa, Chordata, Lepidosauria, Squamata, Agamidae.